AUGUAUGAUAUCAGCGCGGAUUUCUAUGUACCGCGCCCUAAUGGUAUCACCGGUGGAUGGGGGCACGCCAACAAUGGCUCCAACUUUGUAGCGAGUACUCUCAAGCAGUUGAACCUCCAGUCAGCAUCCAGCAGUUUUGGAGAUAGAUUGCGUGAUAGGUCUACUGUUGCUAUUUGGAAGUUCUCUGAAUCUAUGAGUGGGAUAUCGGAUGGGGUCGUCCGCACAGAGGCGAAGGUUAACACCUUGUCGAAUCUUAUCUCGGUAGUCACGAGGGAAGAAGGAGCUGUAUCGGAAGCGAUCGCUGAUGCGGAAGCACUUGCUGAUAAAUAUAAGCCGCUACCGGCGUGGAAAGCUCAUGUGUGUUGGUGGAAAGACUUCUGGGAAACGAGUUGGAUAAGCAUCUCUGGGAAAAACGCGACGCUUGUGAGUGAGAAAUAUGCACUCCAGCGUUAUCUCCAGGGUCUUCAAGCACGGCAGCCGUUCCCCAUCAAGUUUAACGGAAUGCUGUUCACCGCACAGCGCAAAGAUCCUGACUAUCGUGGGUGGGGAGGUCUAAACUGGUGGCAAAAUUUGCGUGCACCCUACUACAAUAUGCUGCCAGCAGGAGAUUUUGCGAUGCAACAAACGUUGUCUGAGGCUUAUAAGCGAACUUUGAACGGAACCAUGGCGAAGACUGCUCUAUACUAUCCCCACAUGAAGGGUCCGACUGCCUUCUGGGAUGAAUACGUACAUCCGCUUAUCGGUACCACACAUCCAGAUAGUUACGGUUGUGGACGAGCGGGCAAACUAGAUCCGCCUAUCUGGUACGCCGUGGACCGUUAUAAUCACUUUAAUCUUCAAGGAGCUCUCGAUCUCUGUCUUCUCAUGUUGGAUCAUUACGCUUGGACGAAGGACAGCGAUGUCCUAAAGGCCAACUUGCCUCUGAUGGACGCCGUCAUUAAUUUUUUCUCUCAAUGGAGAACCGCGAAGGAUGUCGAGGGCAGGAUGGUGCUAUUCCCAGCACAAGCUAUCGAGACCUGGCAGUGUCCUGGAUAUAAAGACAUGGUAGCUGGUAAAAACUGUUCUAAGAAUGACCAACCGACUAUUUCCGGUCUCUGGGCUGUUGUCACACGCCUUGUCAAACUUCCCUAUGAUCUCACCCGAUCAGAACAACGCUUGAGAUGGAAGAAGCUACUGUCUAUCUUACCCCUCGUGCCCCACACCAAAGCUAAGACUGGGAGUUGGAAGUUGGCGCCAUGCGAGGUCUGUAGCCCUAGACCUGCUAAUGUCGAAAAUGCUGACCUCUAUGCUGUUCAUCCCUAUCGUAUCAUCACUGCAAAGUCCCCAGAUGUAGAGGUGGGGAGAAUUACAUUCAAAGAGCGUCGCUUUACUUCGGAUGUGGGAUGGGACCAAAACGUGAUGGACGCUGCUCUUCUCGGUCUGGCGAAAACUGCCCAAUCUCUGGUGGUGGCUAGGGCAGAGCUCGGUCCCGCCAAGGGAUACCGUUUUCCUGUUUUCGCACCACACCUGCAAGACUAUCCCCCCUCGGCGGACCAUUACGCUGUUAUGAACAACGCCAUGACGUACAUGCUGCUACAACCAAUGGAUGAUAAAGAGGAGGGCAUCAUGCUAUUCCCUGCCUGGCCUUGUGAUUGGGACGUUAACUUCAAGCUGUGGGGCCCAGCAAAUACGGUUAUCGAGGGCUCGCUCGUCGGUGGGAACGUGACAGAGCUUCACAUUGAGCCGAAGCAUCGAUCUAGGGCCGUGAUAGUGAUGCCGUGCCAAUGA
Perkinsus marinus ATCC 50983 is the source of this 1767-nucleotide messenger RNA. RefSeq lists its product as hypothetical. The record is from RefSeq and is a predicted model, not a curated record. The coding region runs from base 1 to 1767 and encodes 588 amino acids. The transcript has a single exon. Lineage: Eukaryota; Perkinsozoa; Perkinsida; Perkinsidae. Gene Ontology annotation, biological process: carbohydrate metabolic process.